Penicillium daleae is the source of this 636-nucleotide messenger RNA. RefSeq lists its product as uncharacterized. Bases 1 to 636 code for a protein of 211 amino acids. NCBI's taxonomy places the organism in Eukaryota, Fungi, Ascomycota, Eurotiomycetes, Eurotiales, Aspergillaceae. The record is from RefSeq and is a predicted model, not a curated record. The transcript has 2 exons.
AUGGCUUCACCAGAAACUGUGUCCACAAUCCUUGCGCGAGCCUUGCCUGAUCUGAAAGCCGACGGUGAUCCCACUGACAGCAGCACGCUGCCUAGUGUCGAUUUUGUUGCUGGCCUGAAGCCGUGGUCUGCCUUCAAAUCCGACAUUAUCUCCGAUUUUCAACUGCAGCAAUGGAGUCAGACCGUACUGGGUUACUAUAGCCAGGGGCCAUUUUCUCUUGAAACAGAAUCAGUGUUUGUUGCGACCGAGCGUGGGGUACGUGGACGCUCCAACCAAAGGAUCGGUCAUAUGCUGGGCAGCGUCUUCAAAGAGCAGCAGAUCGACCUUAGAUUUGCGGAUUUUAAGUACCAGCCACAUGUGAUGCCAGAUGUCCGGGCACCAAACUCGAUCAUUAUAACUCGCUCCGCCGAAUUAGGAGUUGUGGGAGAAGUGAGAAUGCCCUGGGUUGCGCAGUAUGACCUAAAGGUCAUGGUGGAUCUUAUGGAUGCGGGAGAUGACACGAAAUUUCGGCAUGGAAUUGGGCAGCUUGCACAUUCCAUGAAGGAACUGGACAUCAAGUACGGCUUUCUUACCAACUACAAUCAGACGGUAUUUGUACGCCAAGUAUUGUUGUCGGAUGGGAUGGGCCUCGAAUAA